UUAUUGGCUUACCUAUCUAUAAAUUAUAACCAUCACGGCCAAUUCAACCAUAGUUGUAAUUUUUUCCUAUAAGGCGUCUAUCAAAACUGGAGACAACAAACAAUAGUCUUUUCCAAUUUUACCCUUUCGUACUUGAAUUUAUGGACCCAAAUGACAACGUUCAGCGCGUCGUCCAUCGAUUCAAAUGGAGCCAGCCUAUUCUUCGUUGAAAUUGACGUACCGACCGGCGACCGCGUUUUGAGUCCCUUUAGAUCCUCCUAGAGAAAUACUUCGCUCAUAAGGCAAAGCCCAUACACACGUAUAAUUAAUAAUAUUCAGGAGUCCUCUCUCUCUCUCUCUCUCUCUCUCUCUCUCGUCAUCACAUAAAAGGAGCAAACGAACCAGGUCUCGUUUGUCUUCUUCGUCUGCUCUCUGGUUCUCGCAGGCAGGUAGGCAUGGGAAAGAAGCUUGAUGCUCUGCUGGGUAGAACCUUCAAGGCCUCCAAGUUUAAGCCUGUUGUCACUCUCGCUUUCUCUCGCCUCGCCGUUUUCAAGACCCAUUGUCAAGUCCGGUGCUCCCAAGACCGCUCCGACGUCGUUCAGCUACUUCAGCUGGGUAACCAUGAACGUGCUCUUCUUCGUGUUGAGCAUGUGAUCAAGGAACAGAGUAGGUUGGAUGUGUACGUUCUGAUAGAGGCAUAUCUCAAUAUUCUGAUUGAGAGGCUCAAUCUCAUUGAACAAGAAAGAGAGUGCCCCGAUGAACUGAAGGAGCCGAUCUCAAGUUUGAUCUAUGCGGCUUCUAGAGUUGGGGAUUUUCCAGAGCUUCAAGAGAUUCGUUCUAUUCUUACAUCCCGUUUUGGCAAAGAGUUUGCUAAUCGUGCUAUUGAUUUACGCAACAACUGUGGUGUAAAUCUUACGAUGAUAACAAAACUAUCAACCAGGCAACCAAACUUGGAGAGCAGAAUGAAAGUGCUCAAAGAAAUUGCAUCCGAGAACAACAUCGUUCUACAACUUGAGGAAGCUGGUUCUAUUUCGAAUGUGGAAAAUAUGGAUGUGAACAAGAAGCAAAACCAACAUGAGCUGAACACAUCUGCCAAUUCAGGCAACACCAAGGUUGGGGAUAAUUUGCAAAUUUUGAAUGAAGAGAUCGAAAAAGAUGAUAGGUUCUCUGAUUCAAUGAAAACCAGAAGAAAAUACAGAGAUGUAGCUGCCGCAGCUCAAGCAGCAUUUGAGUCGGCUGCUUAUGCAGCAGAAGCAGCAAGAGCUGCUGUGGAACUUUCUCGAUCUGAACCACAUGAUCCUGAUGACCAGGGUAGUCCCAGCACUGGACAAGGCAAAGUAUUGAACAUGCAUGGAAUCGUGAAACCUGAAUUUGAAUCAAUAAACGAAGAAAUACUCUAUGAAAAUCGAGCUGAAGAAAUGAAACUGAAAAAUGCAGUAGAAUUGAAGAGGUCAAUCUCUGCUUCAAGUUCAAAUUCAUCAGAAUACAUUUCGAAGGUGACUGCAGUAUCCUCAGAUGAUGUGCAAGAUCAGGGUGAUCCUUUUGACAAGGAAUUGCAUUUUGAUGAGAGUGAUAAUGAGACUGAGAAUGAACAAAGCAGCAUAUCGCCUCACAAGCAAAUUCCUUCACGAUCUCAAGUUGGCCUGAAGGUGGAAUCCUCCCUUAGAAACCCAAUAGGACAUGUUGCAGAAGGAUCUGGGGCGCAUAGUGCACAUCGUAUAAACAUAGAGAAGAGACCAAUAUCUGUCAGGACUAGACAAGUUCGCGGAUAUUGACAAGGGCGCUUUACUAUAUUUUCAUAUUUAUUCUGUAAGUUUGAGAGUCGUGGUACUAUCAUCGAGUGAGUCUAUCUAUCUAUGUUAGCUUGCUUUCUUUAUUUUUCUUCCAUAAUUUUUUUCAUAAAUGUAAUCUGGUGUUAUCAUUUGAACUGCAAGUGCUUGUUAAUUUUUUG
This is a messenger RNA of Corylus avellana, 1930 nucleotides long. RefSeq lists its product as uncharacterized. Gene Ontology annotation, biological process: protein transport. The record is from RefSeq and is a predicted model, not a curated record. NCBI's taxonomy places the organism in Eukaryota, Viridiplantae, Streptophyta, Magnoliopsida, Fagales, Betulaceae.